GAAGCACGGCAUGGCGGGCAAGAGAAAGACAGAGUGCGCGCCAGCUGGAGACCGUACCUUGCAUAUCUGGUGGGGGUUCUAGGCGUCCUGCUCGCAAGAUAUGCUGAUCGGCUGCUGCCGAAUCAGGGAAACCACCAAGAGGGCUACACAGGAUCCAGAGAAGCCAUUCCUGCUUUAAAAAGGCGCAGGAGGUCCAGCUCGUUUGUAUCGUCAGACAUGGCACAUUACGGACAGACCAGCAGCAAGUCGCACAGGAGGACCUCCCUGCCAUGCAUCCAGAGGGACCAGGAAUGGGACCAGAAAAGAAGCUCUCGUGGAACUCAGUCCACAGGCACCAGUGUGAUGGUGGACAUUGCUGUAAUGGGUGAAGCUCAUGGGCUCAUCUCAGACCUCCUGGCUGACCCCUUACUGCCACCAAACACAUGUAGCUCAUUAAGAACUGUUAGUAACCUGCUCAACACACAGCUCACCUUUCAGCCCCUGCACCACCGACCACGUCUAAACCCCCUGCUGACUGAUGGACACAGCUGCUCUGACUCUGAGGAGGCUCCUGAUAAGAGUGAAAGGCUGGCAAUACCUAGGCGUUUGCGAAGAAGUUUGCCUCCUGGGCUUCUCCGACGCUUCUCCUCCUCUUGGACAACCACAACUUCUGCCACAGGACUUCCCACCAUUGAGCCUGGUCCGGUCAGGCGAGACCACAGUGCCAUCAUCAAAUCUGUUCAUGAAGGUUCUUCCAGCAGCAGGGCCAUAUCUGCCUCCUACACCACCUCUGCCCCCAACUACCUCUACAACAAAGGCUGGCGAGGUUACUCUCCCCUUAGCAUCUCACAGUGCCACUCACCUCCAACCCAGGGAUCCCCAGUCAUCAGCCCCACCAAUAAGUUCCCUUUAAUGGGUCUGCAUGAUAAUGGAAACUGCCCAUCACCACAGACUUCUCAGAGAAGUCUGACCUGCAGUCAAAGUGCCCUGAGUUCCAACAACACACAAUGGGCGAUUACAUCUCUAUGUAGCAGCUGUGGAAGGCCAUAUAGCAAACUGUGUCACGCAGAAGAUUCUACAGAAAAAGAUGACCCAGGGCUAGUGACUUCUGAUUAUGACAGUACCUAUGAGACGAAUCACAGUGACAGCAGCGAUUUUGCACAGAAUGAGGAGAAUGGGGAUACUCAGAUAAAGCCCAACAGCGUUCAAGAUUUGUGCAAAACAUUUCAAAAGACUAUACUCCUACACCCCAUAAUACCAUCAGAGGACAAACCAGUUCUAGCCCCGGAGCCACUAGUGAUGGAGGGAUUGGAGUCUUUAAUGAGUCAGGUCAAUAAUUGGAACUUCCCAAUCUUUAAUCUGGUGGAGAAAACUCAUGGCAAGUGUGGUCGCAUCUUAAGCCAGGUGUCUUACAGGCUGUUUGAAGAUACUGGCCUCUUUAAAACUUUCAAGAUCCCAGUAAGGGAAUUUAUGAAUUAUUUCCAUGCAUUGGAGAAUGGUUACAGGGACAUUCCAUAUCACAACAGAAUUCAUGCAACAGAUGUCCUCCAUGCUGUCUGGUAUCUGACCACACAGCCUGUGCCAGGCUUACCAAUGUUGGCCCACAAGUCUGAAUCAGUCAGUGACUCAAACUCAGACUGUGGGCUCACUCAUGGUCAUAUGGAUUAUCUGUUCUCCAAGACUUAUUCAGAAACAGCUGAUCACUAUGGCUGUCUCUCAGGAUUAAUUCCUGCCCUGGAACUAAUGGCACUGUAUGUAGCAGCAGCUAUGCAUGACUAUGACCAUCCUGGCAGAACCAACGCCUUUCUGGUGGCCACCAGUGCCCCUCAGGCAGUGCUGUACAAUGACCGCUCAGUUCUGGAAAAUCACCAUGCUGCUUCUGCCUGGAAUCUAUUUAUGUCCCAUCCUGAGUACAACUUUCUUGGAAACCUGAACCAUGUGGAAUUCAAGCGCUUUCGUUUUUUGGUUAUUGAGGCUAUUCUAGCCACAGACCUUAAAAAGCAUUUUGAUUUUUUGGCUGAGUUUAACACUAAGGUGGGGCAUGAAGGUUGCUCAGGUAUUGACUGGUCCAAUGAAAAUGACCGGCUCCUGGUCUGCCAGAUGUGUAUCAAGGUAGCUGAUGUUAAUGGGCCAUUGAAGUACAAAGAUCUUCAUCUUCAGUGGACAGACGGCAUUGUCAAUGAGUUCUAUGAGCAGGGUGAUGAAGAGGCCAGUCUGGGAUUACCAAUCAGCCCAUUUAUGGACCGCUCAGCACCACAGCUAGCCAAGUUGCAGGAGUCCUUCAUAACGCACAUUGUCGGGCCACUUUGCAGUUCUUAUGACACAGCUGCCCUCAUGCCUGGCCGGUGGGUGGAGCCAGAUCUCAACAAGGGUGAAGAAGGAUCUGGUGUGGAUGAGACUGAUGAAGAAGAAGAGGAAAUGACAGAGGAAGAGACACUGGUGCCCAAGAAGCGGCGAAGAGUGUUCUGUCAGAUAACUCAGCACCUUUUGGAGAAUCAUGAAAUGUGGAAGAAGGUCAUUUCUGAGGAGGCCCAAAAAGAGAUAGAGGAGGAGGAGUCAUUAUAUUUCAGCAGUCCCUCUCAGCCAAUAAUGGCCAUCCAUGAGGAGGAAGAAGAGAAAGUGUUUAAGAAGCCAGUCCAGGAGCACAACGCAGAAAAAGAGGAGUUAUGGCAAACAGAUAAAGCAUAAAGGGAGGUAUUACUAAAAGACUAAAGACAAUAAACAGUAAAAAUAUAUCCUGAAACUGUAAAUGAAGACACACAACUGUAGAAAAUUAAAGGGAAUCAAUGCAAGAAUAAGAUAAGACUUUAAAAGAUUAGUGUAGAGGAGAUGUAGUAAACACAAUUUUAUCUUUUGUUUUAGUGAAGAACAUUGUUUUUGGAUUUUAUUUUUUAACAAGGCAUAUAUGUUUAAUGACAAACAGUUGCCAGCACCUCACUUAGACACAAUACUGUAGAUACAUCAGAAGAACAUGUGCCUAAUAAAAGCAGGGUUGAAAGGAUCUGAGUUUCUUUGGCUAGGGUUUACUUGCCAAAUUUAGAAGGUGAAGGUUGGCCAUAAAUGCCAAGCUGGGUUAUAAAAUGGGAUUCUUACUUUUUUACUUAACUUGUAAAUACCAGAAACAUUUUUCACUCUUUCCACAAUUUAGCACUGAAGUUUCACCUAACUUGCAUGACAGGAGUCUUGGUGACCUGCAGUUGAGAGUGUUCCUAUUUAAUGCAAUGAGCAUUUCUGAUAAGCCUGGUAUCAGAGAGACAUGCUGUGUAGAAAUCCACAAUAAUGCCAACAGACCCUUUAGGUGCACACUAAUGUGUACAAGAGUACACAUUCCUUAAACUCUC
Messenger RNA from Trichomycterus rosablanca, 3320 nucleotides. RefSeq names its product phosphodiesterase 3A, cGMP-inhibited (gene pde3a). Gene Ontology annotation, molecular function: calmodulin-activated 3',5'-cyclic-GMP phosphodiesterase activity. Bases 217 to 2667 code for a protein of 816 amino acids. Gene Ontology annotation, cellular component: cytosol. Gene Ontology annotation, biological process: positive regulation of oocyte development; oocyte maturation. NCBI's taxonomy places the organism in Eukaryota, Metazoa, Chordata, Actinopteri, Siluriformes, Trichomycteridae. The record is from RefSeq and is a predicted model, not a curated record. The transcript is spliced from 17 exons.